Dreissena polymorpha is the source of this 1637-nucleotide messenger RNA. Its product is annotated as cyclin-dependent kinase 10-like. Bases 174 to 1412 code for a protein of 412 amino acids. Lineage: Eukaryota; Metazoa; Mollusca; Bivalvia; Myida; Dreissenidae. Gene Ontology annotation, molecular function: cyclin-dependent protein serine/threonine kinase activity; ATP binding. The record is from RefSeq and is a predicted model, not a curated record. Gene Ontology annotation, cellular component: nucleus. Gene Ontology annotation, biological process: regulation of mitotic cell cycle; protein phosphorylation. The transcript is spliced from 16 exons.
CAAGGUCGGUCAAAAGGGAGCUAAAUCGCGCAACAUCGGUUACAAACUACUCUAUCGCGUUGAUCAAGGCAAUUUUGUACUAAAAUUAGGUGCUAAAUCGAAAACAGACCUGCAUCUUGCUUUCCAUAUUGAGUAAUAAGGUUCAUCAAGAAGCGGUGUUUACCAGAAACAGAAUGUCUAAGAUACUUUCACAUAUUGAUGAUGAAUCAAUAUCAGAUGAAAAACCAGCCCUUCUCUCAUUUUUGACAGGAAAAUGGAUGGACAUCCCAGAAUCAAAGCUGUAUGGCAAAUGUAGGCCUGUGUCAGAGUUUACCAAGGAACAGAGACUCGGAGAAGGAACAUUUGGAGUAGUCUAUAAGGCUAAAGACACAAGGAAUGGCACCACUGUAGCAUUGAAGAGAGUGAAAAUGCAUAAUGAGAAAAAUGGUUUUCCUAUAAGUUCCUUGCGUGAAAUCAACAUCCUUCUAAAUCUGAGACAUGAAAAUAUUGUCCAGCUGAAAGAAGUUGUUGUUGGGAAAAAAUUAGACAGGCUUUUCUUGGUGAUGGAGUACUGUGAACAGGAUCUGGCCUCCCUCAUUGACAACAUGCCCUCGCCUUUCACGGAAGCUCAAGUGAAGUGCAUCAUGCAGCAACUGUUUAAAGGUCUCCGGUUCCUUCACGAGAACUUCAUCAUUCACAGAAACGCAGGUCUUAUUAGCUUCUGGUCCACGAUUGGGCACCUUAAGGAAAAUGUACAACGGCAUAACAAAGAUCUCAAAGUUUCCAAUUUGCUCAUGAUUGACAAGGGAACUUUGAAAAUAGCUGACUUUGGUUUGGCUCGGAAGUAUGAGCUGCCUCACAGGCCCAUGACACCUAUGGUGGUCACACUGUGGUACAGAGCUCCAGAGUUAUUACUGGGAUCAAAAAUACAGACAACAGGGAUAGAUAUGUGGUCUGCAGGGUGCAUUCUAGGAGAGCUGCUUGCACACAGCCCCCUGCUGAAGGGGCGUUCAGAGAUCCACCAGAUUGAGCUCAUUGUGGACAUGUUUGGUACACCCAACGACAUGAUCUGGCCGGGGUUUUCGGACCUGCCCGCAUUGCAGAAAUUUUCUUUGAAGAAACAGCCGUAUAACAAUCUGAGACACAAGUUUUCUUGGUUGUCUGAUGCUGGUAUUCGGCUGCUCAAUUUCCUCUUCAUGUAUGAUCCCAAUAAGCGGGCGACAGCAGAAGAUUGUCUUGAUAGCUCCUACUUCAAAGAGCAACCACUACCCUGUGAUCCUGAGUUGAUGCCAUCCUUUCCACAACACCGUCUCACCCGGACCAAGCAUACAUCCCCAACAGACAAUGAAAGCAAGAAACCAACAGGUCCAACUCAAGUGCCAGACUUUGGAAAAUUUGAGGCUAGCUCUGCCAAGAAGAAAAAGUUGUCUUGAAGUGAAAUGUGCAAACACGUCCCGGUUCAGCUACAAUGCAGUUUUUCAAAAGAUUUAUGUGAAACUGUGAUUGUGCCUCUUUAAAUUCGGCAACUAGUGCAUAAUUAAUUACAAGAAAUAAUAGUCAGUGCUAUUUUACUAUAGUAAUUUAGCUGCGGAAUGCAGAACAAUAUUAUUGCCCUAUACAAAUGUCAUUUGUACACAAUAUAAAGAUGGAAAAUGGAA